AUGAGAAGCUCUAAGAAGAUUAAGAAUGAGAGUCUAGAGAAAAGGGAAAACUCAAGAUUGCAGCAUUGGCCGACACUUGGAACUGGUAAUGUGCCUAAAAAACAUACUAGUUUAUCAUUUGCAGAUACCUUGAAGGGUAUUAAUAGUCAUGAGGAUAAUUCAAAUGACAAAGAUGAUAAGAUAGAUGCUUUAGCUUAUGACAGUAUGUCUGAUUACUCCCCUUUAGAUUCAGAAGCUGAGAAGAAGGAGUCUCUAGUUAAAAUCAGGGAAGAUCCAAAGAGGAAUUUUCCUACCUUCCAUUUCUCUAUAAGGAUGAAAAAAAGACUUUACAGGGCAUGGAGGAAAGUAGUAAUAGUGAAGUUAUUGGAUAGAAGCAUUGGUUACAAGGCUUUAGAAACUAGAUUACAAAUUCUUUGGGCCAGAAGAGGAGUGAUCAAUUUGAUAAACAUUGGAUAUGGUUAUUUAGUAGUGAAGUUAUCAAAUAGGGAAGACUAUUUCAAUGCUUUAACAGGAGGCCCAUGGAUGAUUUAUGAUCAUUAUCUUACAGUGAGGUCAUGGGAGCCUAAUUUUAAUCCUGCUAGAGCUAAGAUUGACAAGGUAGCUGCAUGGGUGCGUGUUCCAAGAGUGUGUCUAGAGUACUAUGAUGCAGAGGCACUAACCAUCAUUGGAAAUAGGAUUGGAGAGACUCUGAAAGUUGAUGUCAAUACCUCAUCUCAACUUAGAGGUCAUUAUGCUAGAAUAUGUGCUCUAAUUGAUUUAGGCAAACAAUUAUUAUCGUGGUUCUCUUUAGAUGGUGAAGAUUGUUACUUAGAAUAUGAGGGUCUCCACUCUUUGUGUUUGAAUUGCAGUGUUUACGGUUAG
This is a messenger RNA of Neltuma alba, 861 nucleotides long. RefSeq lists its product as uncharacterized. Lineage: Eukaryota; Viridiplantae; Streptophyta; Magnoliopsida; Fabales; Fabaceae. Bases 1 to 861 code for a protein of 286 amino acids. The transcript has a single exon. The record is from RefSeq and is a predicted model, not a curated record.